AUGGUAGGGGUUAGCAUUCACAUCAUGAGAACAGAACAUUUGAAGGAAGAAGUGCAAAUAUUUGCUGAUCAAAAGGCGACUGUGACUACACAGCAGUACCAGAUUUGAAUUUAUCACAGCCAGAGUGAAGUGCAUUUAGCCAACAAAGAAGACUGAAAAGAGACAGAGGAGUAAAAUGUCCCCACUGUUAUUUGUCCUGAUUCUGGCCACGACAACCUUUGCAUCAGCUGCAAGUGACCCGAAGAUAUAUGCCUCUGAGAACCCGUUACCAGUCGGCAGCACAGUCACACUUUUCAGCCAGGAAAAUGUAACUACAGGGGCAUGGUUGUUCGACAAUGACAUCAUUGUGAUCAUAUUCCCAGGGGAUCAAAUCAUAGGUGACAGUUGGCGUGCCAGGGUUACUUUCAACUCAACCUCUUCAGCAUUGACUAUAAGGUCGCUACAGCUGGAGGACUCAGGAGUUUACACGUUACAGGCAGUGAAUUCUUUUCGUGCUCAGUUAACCCUGUCAGUCCAAGUGCCCGUUUCAGGUGUGACUCUGACAGCGAACACAACCAACCUGGUGGAGUUCAACGACACAGCAGUUCUCAUGUGCUCUGCGCUCAGCGGCUCGUCCCUGUCUUAUGCUUGGCUCAAGGGCAGCUCUGAGGUCACAGCCGGUGGGGGGAUACAGCUGAGUGACGGAGGCACCACUCUCACCUUGGUCAGUGUGACCCGCGAUGACGUGGGGCCGUUCAGGUGCAACGUGUCCAAUGGCCUGAGCCAUGAAAUCAGCCCUCCUGUGUCUCUGAACAUCAGCUAUGGUCCAAGUAACAUCACGAUGACCAUCAUGCCGAUGAAAUCCGCCUACAGAACAGGAUCUGACAUCACACUGUGGUGCUCAGCGGAGUCCAGCCCUCCAGCGGUGAUCCAGUGGAUGGUUAAUGGGACGUCCCUAAAUCAUUUUGGCCCAAUGCUCCAGCUCGAGAGGGUUACAGAGAGCAACUCGGGAAAUUACAGAUGCUUGUUACACAACACAGUCACGUCCAGGUUCAGCAGCAAAAGUGCAACCAUCAGGAUUGUGGAGCCAAUAGCAGCAGCUGUGGUGAAGCACACAGGUGGACCUGCAAUACUCAACGAGCCGUUCAGCCUGCACUGUGAAGUGACUGGAUUUGUUACCAGCAUUCACUGGUGGAAAAAUGGUCAACUGAUUCAGCCUGACAAUGCAACAAACUUUCACAUGGACAACAAGACGCUGAUUCUCGACCCAGUCCAACUUUCAGAUGACGGAGAUUAUCGCUGCCAGGCUGUUAAUCCUGUGAGCAACAUGACCAGCAGCCCCUACACAGUUCAAGUAAACUAUGGACCGCAGAUGCCAACCAUCACUGGUCCAAAUGUGGCAAAGACAGGACACAAUGUCACAUUCAGCUGCCACGCAUCAUCAAACCCUCCCAGCUCCUACAAAUGGUUCUACAAUGGUUCAGUGGUGGCCAGUAUGUCCGAGUACAUCACACCUCCUCUCACCAAAGACAUGAGUGGGAUGUACACCUGCAAGGCCUACAACAACAUCACUGGCGAAAACAGCACUGCAUACACGAUGCUCACUGUUUUUGAUCCAAUCGAUUAUGUAGAAGUGGAACCACCUAUGAAUCCUGCCAUAGAAGGUCAUGUUUAUAAGCUAACAUGCAAUGUGAGUGGACCUGUUGUGCAUAUUUACUGGAUGAAAAAUGGUGAACUGCUGCAUGAAGACCACAGAACUGUUUUUCACAUGGAUAACAAGACGGUCACCUUCAACCCGCUGGAAAAAAAUGACGCUGGAUACUAUCAGUGUAUGGCUAUUAUUGAUGCCUGCAACGUGACCAGCCCUUCGUACAUGCUCCUUGUGAACUUUGGACCAGAGACACCGAUGAUUCGUGGGCCAGCCUUUGCUGAGAUGGGACAUUACGCGACCUUCUACUGUUCGGCCACGUCAGAGCCUCCCAGUUACUUCAGCUGGUGGUUCGAUGGCAACAACGUGGGCAAUAAUUCAACAUAUACAACUGACCGUUUGUCUUUUAAUAUGAGUGGAGAAUACACCUGCAAGGCCCACAAUAAUGUGACAGGAAAGAACAGCUCAAGCUCCAAGAUGCUCACAGUCAUUGAGGCAAUAGAGUCAGUGAUGAUCAAAAAUAAAACAAUUCCAAUAAACAACAAAAACUUCACCCUCACCUGUGAUGUCACUGGACCCUAUGACGCCAUCCACUGGAUGAAGGACGGCGUGUACCUCAACAUGAACAACUCCACUGCAGAUGCACACAUGUCGUACUACUUUGAAAACGAAACAUUGUACUUCACUCCGGUGACGAUUUAUGAUGACGGGAUGUAUCAGUGUGUUGCUACUAAUCAGGCUGGCCGACAUAAAAGCCCCAAAUACACGGUCUGGGUGAACUAUGGCCCUCUGCACGUGACAAUCUCUGGUCCAUUUUUAAGAGAAGGUAGCAACAACAGUAUCCUGAUCUGCUCCGCUGAUUCUCGGCCAGUUUGUGACUUCUACUGGUUUUUCAACAACCAGCCAUCAGUGGUUCUGAUGACUGGCCCUAUGAUCACUUUCCCCACGACGAAAGGCAAUGAGGGGACAUACAUAUGCAUGGCGAGGAACCCUGUGACCAAUAUCACAAUGUACAAGACUAAAACCUUUUCUGCCGCUGCCUCCGCCCUCCACUUCACAUCCCGAGGUGUCCUGAUGUUGAUGGGUGUGUUUGCUCUGUCUGUCCCUGUGCUGUCCAACUGAGUCCUUCACGCUGAGGAAUCCAGACUGAAAGGCGUCGUGCUCCCUCUACAGUCUGAACCUCUGACUGUAAAAUGAAUGUGAAGGUACCGGGUGGUCAAUAUUCUGUUGAUAUGUUAUUUGUUCUUUGUGUGACAGACUUUGAUUUAGGUUACAGUUUGUUGUUCACUAUGUCAGAUUUAUUUUCAUUAUCACACAAAAUACAGUGAAAGGCAAUGAAAUCAUCUUAUUAUUCCAAGUGGUUUUUAUGUUCAAAUGUUUUCAUUAUUAGCAAGUAAAAGUAGCUUUGUGAGUGUUGUUGUGGUGGCUGCUGACACUGCCCUUGAGGUAGUUUAAUACAAGUGAUUCAAUACUUAACAGAAACAAUGCCAAUAUAGUCCUCUAAAAUAUCUGCAUACUUUGGUACCAACUGUAAUUCAUCAUUUUGAACAACUGCAGAUUUCUCUGUCGCGCGUGAUAAUAAUAAAACUAUAAGUCAAUGUAAGUCUUAACAUGCUUUAAUUCAUGGUAUUUAUU
Plectropomus leopardus (leopard coralgrouper) is the source of this 3262-nucleotide messenger RNA. The record is from RefSeq and is a predicted model, not a curated record. Lineage: Eukaryota; Metazoa; Chordata; Actinopteri; Perciformes; Serranidae.